This is a messenger RNA of Oppia nitens, 735 nucleotides long. RefSeq lists its product as uncharacterized. The transcript is spliced from 5 exons. The coding region runs from base 1 to 735 and encodes 244 amino acids. NCBI's taxonomy places the organism in Eukaryota, Metazoa, Arthropoda, Arachnida, Sarcoptiformes, Oppiidae. The record is from RefSeq and is a predicted model, not a curated record.
AUGUUUGGACAGAUUUGUUUUGGUGACCAAUUUUGCACAAUAGAAGAGUUUCAGAAGUGUUUAAAAUUAUUGCAAUCAGUUGGUAGUGAGGAAAGCGAUUUAGCACUACCUGUCACUGAGGAGGAACUGUAUGCUGCCUGCAUUGAUUUAAAUGAUGGUGUCAUAUGUCUUGACCAACACAUUGAAAAGUGUUUCUCGCCUGAGAUGCAACAGGUCUACAUCAAUGUGGCCACUGAUGCCAAACAAUUUGUGGCCGAUCUCUGUCAUAACAUCACCGUUCAAAAAGAGUUUUUACGGCACGCAAAGUGCUUUCGUAACGUAUCACUGGAUGAGCACAAGUGCGCCGAUAGAUAUCGUGAAGCGGUCGCCAUAUCGGUUGACUUAGAGGGCAAAGACCUGGACGUCGAGCUAUUGGACAAAGAGUCGAUUAUGAGACGAUCCUGUUGUGCCUUACAAGAGUUCGUCCUCUGCAAGAACCGACACGUGGUUCAAGACUGCGGUCAAAGGGCCAGUCUAUUCAUGGAGAAGCACUUACAUCGUAUAACUAAUCCAAUUAUGGAUCAGCACUGUUCUGCUUAUACCUAUGGACCGGACGCCUGCACUCAAAAGGACUCGCAAACCAAUAAUGCGAUUAAUAAUCACAACUUUUCUAACAAUUGUUUAUUAAUAACAUUUUUGUUAUCAUUAGUAUUGUUUUCAACAUUUUCAUUUAGAGAGGCAUUCAUAUAUAAGUAA